AUGGCACGAUUCAGUGCCCUCGCGAGUGACAGCAGUGACGAUGAAUACGAGUCUUACGCGUCACAAGGCGUGCGUCAGAUCAACAACGCCGAAAAACCUUUGGAAGAGGCCAGGGAAUCUUCCGAAUCGCGUUCGGACGGGGAUGAGGUAGCAGUUGACGAUGGCCACGAAGAUGAGGAAGGAGAUGAGGAGGACGAGGACGAGGACGAGAGUGAAAGCUCUUCUGAAAUGGACGAAAAUGAACUUGUUCUGCAUGGGUCCAAGAGAACACGCAACCAUGCACUUGUGGAGGACUCAAAUGCAGAAGGUCAGUAUAUGCACCCCAGACACCGGUCGCGUUCUUCCACCUCGUCGGAAUCCGAGACUGAAGGACAGUCUCGUGUUGACUCCGGUGCUAUUUCAUGGGCUCAAACCGUUGGCAUGGACGUGCAGAAAAUGCACGUCAUGCAGACGUCUCUCUUCCGUAUGCCUGAAGAGGCAGCGAUGCUACAGGCUAUGAACAGGCCAUCUCGUCCCCGAUUUCGAUUAUCCCCAGGCGUAACUCGGAAACACAGUCGUGAUUCACUCGGAGAAGGGCGAUUAGACUCUCAAGAGAGAGCCUCGUUUGCACACGAUAUCGAACCUCCUGUUUACCGCCCCUCGCGAAAGUAUGCCCGCGUCGAAAUUUCCCAUUCGGUAGUGGCGGGUUGUGAAGAUGCACUAGUUGACGCAGGUCUGGCGCUCGGCAGGUCUUUCCGCGUAGGCUGGGGCCCAGGUGGUACGGUCGCUUACCUAGGACAACUAUGUAGUCCAUCAAGCCAAGUGCAAAGCUCUGCAAACUCGCCUGUCGUGACGCUGGCAUCUGCCCCGCUCUUCUCGUCGGCCCGAGACGAGGCCAAUAAUCGACUGUCCCGACUACUACAGCAUCACCUCUCUAAAACUCCUAUUGUAAAGGAUGAAUACGGCGUUCCUUUCGCCGACCCUUGCCCAGAGCUGUGCUUCUCAUCGUUCACGACGGUUUAUCCCCAAACUGAUGCUUCUUAUGAGGCCUCUCUCUUUCGUCUUGGCCAUGCUUUGUUCGAUCCCUUUGACCUUCACUUUACUCCGGAGAUCACAGUUGACAUACGGAAUCGAAUACAGUCUCUUCGGCGCAAGGCAGCCCUUUCAGUGUGGUUAGAAGAAGCUGUCACAUCAUCUGUUAACGCAGAUCUAAAUCAAGCCUCCGGAGACCCAGAGAGUCUCAUAUUCGCCCUUCUUACUGGCCAUCAGGUCGAAAAAGCUUGUGAAACCGCCAUAGAUUGUGGGCUUGUCAAACUCGCAACUCUUAUUUCACAAGCACCUGGGGAUUUCGAGUUCAGGGAAGACCUUGGGGAACAACUGCAGAUUUGGCGCGAACAACGUGUUGACGUUCACGUCAACGAGAACACAAGGAAAUUGUAUGCAACCUUGGCUGGAAGCAUGGAUAUUCUAGAGGGUUCGAAAGCGAGCAGCUUUGAGCGGUGUUCAGAUGUUGAUCCACUCAAAGAAUUGGAUUGGAAACGCACUUUUGGAAUGUAUCUUUGGUUCGCUGAGCCCAUGGAUGUGCCUAUAUCACAAGUCUACGAGUCAUAUUAUCGCGCUUCACAGGAGCUUCCUUCGCGAGUCGCACCUCCGCAUCCCCAUUACCUUGAAUCCCGUCAAGGAUCCAACCUUCCCUUCAACCUCCCACGACCGCUUCCCACUGACGCUUUGUUCUCUCUCAUCCGACUGCACGCCGAACCCGCUUGCUCGCUUUCUCAGAUCCUUAACCCGCUUUCGUUCAGCCCCUCUCCUUGCGAUUACUCCCUUCCGUGGCACUUGUAUAUUGUGAUAUCGCGGUGUAUGCGCGUGCGCGACUUCUCUGACAGGGGUUCAGGUGAACGACGAUCACCUGAUUACGACGAUGAAUCUGGGAGGUAUGAGGGUCACAGCUCAAGUGCAGACUUGUUGGCGAGUUGCUACGCCCAUCAGCUAGAGCAACUGGGCAUGCUUCAGGAAGCCGUGUUUGUUCUCUUACAUCUCGAGGGGUCAGCAGGGCGAGAGAAGGCUAUCAAAGAUCUACUGUGUAGGUCUGCAGAUAAGCUCGACGAUUGGAUGACGAGCGGCAUCAUCGGAAGCCUGAAGAUCCCUCUCACUUGGGUCAAUGAAGCGAAGGCGCUGUACGCCGUCUACAAAGGCGAUAUCUUCGAAGCUUAUCAGCUGUAUACGGCUUCGGGAUUAUACCAAGCGGCUCACGAUCUGGCUAUAGCGGAGCUGGCACCAGAGGCAGCUAUACAGCACGAUUUCGAGCUUCUAAUCUCAUUGUUUGAGCGAAUGAGCAGUCAGACUAUUGACGGGUGGUAUUUGAAGGGCAAGGUGAACUUCAAGAAGAUAUUCGCUUAUAUGGAUUAUGCCCGUGCGAUGAUCCGCCUCCGUGAGCUGCACGCCUCACUUUCGGAUACUGACACCCUCGAUGAGGCUGAGGAGCAAGAGCUAGAAAAUCUUGCACGGUCAAUACCCAAACUAAUUGGCAGUCUUCCAGAGCUUCUUCCUUCGUCUUCGGAUCCAAGGCAUAUGGUAGCAUUAUCUGAAAUGAUAUCUGGCCUAACCGCGAACUUAGACCAAAUGAAACCCCUCGCACUGUCUCAAGUCCGGCUCACUGGAACUGACGAAGCGACAAGGCUACAACACAUCCAAGCAAGUGCGCUCGAGCGCCUCAUGAAAUCUAUCCAGGUUGCAUGA
Molecule: messenger RNA, 2718 nt
Organism: Pisolithus orientalis
Lineage: Eukaryota; Fungi; Basidiomycota; Agaricomycetes; Boletales; Pisolithaceae
Product: nuclear protein 96-domain-containing protein
Exons: 7
Coding region: 1-2718 (905 amino acids)
Source: RefSeq, a predicted model, not a curated record